Molecule: messenger RNA, 366 nt
Organism: Diutina rugosa
Lineage: Eukaryota; Fungi; Ascomycota; Pichiomycetes; Serinales; Debaryomycetaceae
Product: tubulin-binding prefolding complex subunit
Exons: 1
Coding region: 1-366 (121 amino acids)
Biological process (GO): protein folding
Cellular component (GO): cytoplasm; prefoldin complex
Molecular function (GO): protein folding chaperone
Source: RefSeq, a predicted model, not a curated record
AUGGCCGAAAACAAGGAUCCCAAGCAGUUGCAAGCCCAAUACACCCAAUAUCAAGACACUCUCCGUCAAUUACAGAGUAACCUUUCGGAAUUUACCUCCAAGAUACAAGAGUAUGCUAUAGUGGAUGCAUCGUUGGCACGAAUCCCGCCUGAAAAACGAAAAGGUCGGAAGUGUUUCAAGAUGAUCGGUGGGGUCCUCGUUGAAAAAGACAUUGACGAAGUCAGCAAGAUACUCCAUUCAGAAUUGGCACAGAUGCAAACCAAGCGCAAUGAACAGGAGAAGAAACUAACUUCAACAAAAAAAGAAUUUGACGAGUGGAUCACGAAAAACAACGUCAAAGUGAUGCGUCCUGAAGAUAUGGAAUAG